Molecule: messenger RNA, 5545 nt
Organism: Diuraphis noxia (Russian wheat aphid)
Lineage: Eukaryota; Metazoa; Arthropoda; Insecta; Hemiptera; Aphididae
Gene: Dscam1
Product: Down syndrome cell adhesion molecule 1
Biological process (GO): homophilic cell-cell adhesion; dendrite self-avoidance; axon guidance
Cellular component (GO): plasma membrane; axon
Molecular function (GO): cell-cell adhesion mediator activity
Source: RefSeq, a predicted model, not a curated record
UCCGUGUUUUGGUGUUCGCCGWGUUUGGCGUGCGUGUGUCGCGUUUGUUACGGUGUUUCAUUUGUGUGGUGCAUAUUAUUGUUUUUCUUCAUAAUAUAAUUAAUUUAUAUUGUGUGUUUUCCAACUUUAAGAACACUGUCGGAUUAUUGGUUUGUGUCGAAAAAUAAACUUGUGAUCAAAGUUUGCCAGCUCGGCUCGAGUGGCGUGCAGAGUCCUUAAGAUGGGGUCUUGCGGAAAGCUUCUGCUGGCCCUUAUCUUUACGUUCGCCACAAAGGUCUUGUGCGAAGAUGAUACAACCAUGGGACCAAUGUUCAUCAAAGAACCCGAGAAYAGAGUAGAUUUUUCAAAUACUACUGGAGCUAUUGUUGAGUGUACUGCUAGAGGGAGUCCAAGGCCUGAAAUUAUUUGGAUACGUGCUGAUGGUACUGCUGUCGGAGACGUGCCUGGUUUACGACAAGUCAAAGGAGAUGGAAAUUUGGUAUUUCCACCUUUUCGAGCAGAAGAUUAUAAGCAAGAAGUACAUGCUCAAGUUUAUAUAUGUAUGGCUAAGAAUCGUGUCGGUGUAAUACAUUCUAGAGAUGUAAAUGUUCGAGCUGUUGUAUUGCAAAAUUAUAUUACUGGAGCUGAAGAUGAAUAUGUAAUACUUGGUAACACUGCAGUUAUUAAAUGCAAAGUGCCUAGUUUUGUAACAGAUUUCGUUUUAAUUGAAUCUUGGAUAUCUUCUGAUGGUCAAGAAUACCGCCAUUUAAAUGAUAGAUAUGUUGUGAAUCAGAACUAUGAGUCCGAAUUGAUGCCUACAGAAUAUGUAAUACGAGGAAACUCGGCUAUACUUAAAUGUAGUGUACCGUCGUUUGUAGCCGAUUUUAUUACUGUCGAAUCUUGGGUAACGAGUGAAGGUCAAACGUUUACUAGAGAUUCAACUGAAAAUGGUAAAUAUUUGGUUUUGCCUUCUGGUGAAUUACAUAUUCGUGAUGUCACACCAGAAGAUGGGACUAAGUCUUAUCAAUGCCGAACUAAACAUAGAUUAACUGGAGAAACAAGGCUUAGUGCUACUAAAGGAAGAUUAGUUAUUACAGAUCCCCAAACAAGUAUUUCACCAAAAAUUAAAAAAGAAGAACUUGCCAUUUUAAUUGGAAAACCAUUUUUGAUUGAAACUCAUAUAACAAUGGUKUGUUCAGCUCAGGGAUUCCCUGUUCCUUAUUUUCGAUGGUACAAGUUUAUUGAAGGAUCAAACAAAAAGCAAGCCGUGAUAUUGGAUGAUAGAAUUAAACAAGUUUCUGGAACAUUGAUAAUACGAGAAGCUAAGGUAGAUGAUUCAGGCAAAUAUUUGUGUGUUGUCAAUAACUCUGUUGGUGGUGAAAGUGUAGAAACUGUACUGACAGUUACAGCUCCAUUAAAUGCAAUUGUUGAACCUACCAUUCAAACUGUGGAUUUUGGACGACCUGCUACUCUGACUUGCAAUUAUGAAGGGAAUCCAGUAAAAACUAUUUCUUGGUUAAAGGAUGGUAAACGGUUGAGUUCUCAUGAUGGAAGAGUAUUAAGAAUUGAUUCUGUACGCAAGGAAGAUAAAGGAAUGUAUCAGUGCUUUGUAAGGAAUGAACAAGAGAGUGCUCAAGGAAGUGCUGAACUCAAAUUAGGAGGAAGAUUUGAGCCACCCCAUAUCAAAGAAUAUUUUAAUGAUAACACUAUGCAGCCAGGAGUCUCUUUGCACUUAAAAUGUAUUGCAUCAGGAAAUCCCACUCCUGAAAUUAACUGGGAAUUAGAUUCCAAACGACUUAGCAGCACAGAAAGGCUUCGUAUUGGGCAACAUAUWACAAUGGCAGGAGAAGUAGUUUCGUAUCUCAAUAUCUCAUCAGUUCACACUAAUGAUGGAGGUCACUAUAGAUGUGUAGCCGUAUCUAAAGUUGGUACUGCUGAACAUACUGCACAUCUCAAUGUUUACGGUCUUCCUUUUAUUAGACCGAUGGAUAAGAAAAAUAUAGUGUCAGGAGAGAACCUUUUUGUUACUUGCCCAGUUGCUGGAUACCCAUUGGAAUCGAUCACUUGGGAAAGAGAUAAUCGACAGCUUCCUAUUAACCGUAAACAAAAAGUAUUCCCAAAUGGCACUUUGAUUAUUGAAAAUGUUGAAAGAUCUUCAGAUCAGGCUACUUAUACAUGUGUUGCUCGAAAUGCCCAAGGACAUACUGCUAAAGGAAAUCUAGAAGUGCAAGUGAUGGUUGCCCCCCGAAUAGAGCCGUUCAGUUUCGGCGAUCCCGUGUACGACGGACAGUCGACGCAGGUAACGUGCUUCGUUUCGGAGGGCGAUCCGCCGUUAGACUUGUUCUGGACGUUCAGCGGCCGCGCCGGCCCGGCCGCCUCAUCGCUCCGAGGCGGCGUUUCCGUUAACAAAAUGGGAACCAAGGUGUCCAUGCUUUACAUCGACGCCGCCUCGUCGUCCCGUCACGCCGGCAACUAUACGUGCGUCGCCCGCAACCGGGCCGGUCGCGCUGACCGCACGGCCACGUUAAACGUCCACGUUCCUCCCAGGUGGAUACUUGAACCUAMUGAYAAAGCCUUUGCACAAGGUGGUGAUGCAAAAAUUGAAUGUAAAGCUGAUGGRUUCCCUAAGCCUCAAGUGACAUGGAAAAAAGCUAUUGGUAAUUCUCCGGGAGAUUAUAAGGACAUUAAAGAUUUAAAACCAGGCAGUGAUGACAUUAAAGUUGAUGAAGGAACUUUAUCUAUCCAUAAUAUUCAAAAAAAUCAUGAAGGCCACUACUUGUGUGAAGCGGUUAACGGAAUUGGUUCUGGACUGUCUGCAGUGAUCACUAUCAGUGUACAAGCUCCACCACAUUUUGAGAUAAAGGCAAGAAAUCAAACUUCUGAAAAGGGACAGCCUGCUGUUUUGGAAUGUAUGGCAAAAGGAGAAAAACCUAUUGGAAUUGUUUGGAAUAUGAAUAACAAACGACUAGAUGCUAAGGAAGAAGAAAGGUACACAAUACGUGAAGAAAUAUUAACAGAUGGAGUAAAAUCGGAYCUAAGCAUCAAAAGAUCUGAACGAAUUGAUACUGCUGUUUUCACAUGUGUCGCUACUAAUUCAUUUGGAAGUGAUGAUUCAAGUGUUCAACUUAUUGUUCAAGAGGUUCCUGAGGUCCCUUUUGGAUUAAAAGUAUUGGAUAAGUCAGGCCGAACCGUUCAACUGUCUUGGUUAGCUCCUUAUGAUGGCAAUUCCCCUAUCACACGUUACAUUGUUGAAUACAAAUUAUUGAAAAACACAUGGGAAACAGAUAUUGAAAAAGUUGAAGCUACAGGAGAUAAGACUGAAAUGAGUGUAGUCAGUCUUCAUCCAGCUACAACAUACCAUUUUAGAAUAGUUGCGGAAAAUGGAGUUGGUCUUUCUAAACCUUCUGAUCCUGUUACCAUAAUUACGUCAGAAGAAGCUCCUGGUGGAAAGCCAACUAACAUUCACGUUGAUCCUAUUGAUGAAAAUACUUUAAAAGUAAUGUGGAAAGCUCCUGAACGUAGUGAUUGGAAUGGUGAAAUUCAAGGAUAUUAUGUUGGAUAUAAACAAUCGUCAUUAGUUGAUAACAAAUUUGUCUUUGAAACCGUCGAGUUCAGUAAAGAAGAAGGAAAAGAACAUUAUUUGGAAAUAUUCAAUCUAAAAACAUAUACUCAGUAUACAAUAGUAGUGCAAGCUUUUAACAAAYUGGGUGCUGGACCAAUGUCUGAUGAGAUUAAACAAUACACUUCUGAAGGUGUACCAGAACAACCACCACAUGAUACAACAUGUACAACUUUGACUUCUCAAACUAUUAGAAUUUCUUGGGUAUCACCGCCUCUAAGUACAGCUAAUGGAGUUAUUAAAGGUUACAAAGUAAUCUAUGGACCUAGUGAUUCUUGGUUUAAUGAAAGUACAAAAGACACAAAGAUAACAGUGUCAAGUGAAACUAUUUUACAUGGUCUUAAGAAGUUUACAAAUUACAGUAUGGAAGUUUUAGCGUUCACUGCUGGUGGAGAUGGUGUCCGUGCUCCUAGAAUAUAUUGUCAAACUGAACAAGAUGUUCCUGAAGCACCAGCCGCUCUCAAAGCUUUGGUUAUGUCUACAGAGUCGGUUUUAGUUAGUUGGAAACCUCCAGCAGAGCCUAAUGGAGAUGUCAAUCAGUACACUGUUUACAUUAAACCAAGUGGUGAUAAUAAAGAUAAAGAACCAUUGGCACAUAAAGUUGCUCCAAAUCAAAUGAGUUUUGAAGCAUCUGGUCUUAUUAAGCAAGAUCCUUAUGAAUUUUGGGUUACAGCAUCUACAAAUAUUGGUGAAGGACAACCUACCAAAUCAAUUGUCAUUGCACCUAGUACUCGAGUUCCCGCAAUGAUUGCAUCUUUUGAUGAUUCAUUUGUCGCAACAUACCGUGAAGAUGUAAAACUUCCAUGUUUAACUGUGGGUGUACCAGCCCCAGAAAUUUCAUGGAAAGUUAAAGGUGCACCCCUUGAGAGCAAUGAUCGUAUUCGUCAGCUACCAGAAGGUUCYCUAUUAAUUAGAUCCGUCACUAGAACUGAUGCUGGAGAAUAUUCCUGCUUUGUAGAAAAUUCAUUUGGAAAAGAUAAAAUCACACAUCACAUUGUUGUCUUAGCGCCACCUCACAAACCAGAAGUAUCUGUUGGAGCAACAACAUCCAAUACAAUAACAUUAAAUCUUAAACCUCAUGCUGCUGAUAAAGAACCUAUUCAUGGAUAUACAAUCAAAUAUAAACCAGAAUUUGGUGAUUGGCAAACAGCUCAAGUAGCAGCAAAGGCUGAUAAAUUUACAUUAGAAAAUUUAUGGUGUGGUUCACGRUAUCAAAUAGCUGUAACUGCAUAUAACUUAAUCGGCACAGGUGAUGAAUCAGAUUUAUUGAAUACAAAAACCACAGGUUCAAAACCUAAAAUUCCAGAAGCAAGUAAAUUUAUUGAAGUAUCAGCAACAAGUGUAACACUACAUUUAAAUGCUUGGUUGGAUGGUGGUUGUCCGAUGCUAUACUUUGUAGUGGAACAUAAAAAAAAAUUGCAAUCAGAAUGGACUCAAGUUUCAAAUAAUGUAAGACCUGGAGGAAAUUUUGUAGUACUUGAUUUAGAUCCUGCCUCAUGGUAUCAUUUAAGAGUAACUGCUCAUAAUAAUGCUGGAUUUUCUGUGGCUGAAUAUGAAUUUGCAUCACUAACAUUAAGUGGAGGUACUAUUGCUCCCCCUGCACAAGAUGUCACAUCUAUUUAUACAUACUUACCAUGGAUACCAAAAUGGAUUGAUUUAAAUGUUGUGGUGCCGACUGCUGCAACAAUUAUUGUCAUUAUUGUUGGUAUAAUUGUGGUUUGUUUUGCUUGGUCUCGUAGAGUUCAUGAAAAUGGACAAACUAGAUUGAGAGAUGAUAUGACUGUUUAUAAUCAAUCAAUGAUUAUGGGAGGCAACACACUUGACAAGAGACACGCAGAUUUCAAUGACGAACUUGGUUACAUAGCACCUCCCAAUCGCAAACUUCCGCCUGUCCCUGGUUCCAAUUACAAUACAUGUGACAGGAUUAAAAGAGGUACAUUGUUGUAG